AUGUUCAGCGCGCACCCCAAAAGUAAACCGGAGGACCAUCCCGCCGCUGACCAUGCUUCCCUUGAUACCCCUUGUGCGGAAGGAAGGUUGGGAAAAACCAACUUCAUCCACUACCUAUCCCAACCUUCCCGGUCAACGAAGCUGUUCAAAAGAGGUGAAGUCAUUAACUCACGAAUCCACCACACCGCCAUUUUCGUUGGUUCCAAUGUCUUUAUGAUUGGUGGACAAAGUUCCUUGGAUAAUUCUACCGCUUCUUUACAAACAACCUUGCUUGUUAUGGACUCUUCAAUGUUGGUCGUAAAUGAACAAAAAUCGACAAAAGUUUCCGUGGCUGGUCACGGAGCUGUUCCAAUAAGUGACUCAAAAGCUCUGAUAUUGUUCGGCGAGAAGUCAAUAGCGCCCUUUAUGUUGGCGGAUCCUGUCCAACAAAUUGAUGUUCAAACGGGUGACAUAAGCAGUUUCAACAUCAAAGGUACGGCUCCCUCGGCUCGGUAUGCUCACACUGUCGCCCUAGUCGAUAAUAAGGUCUACAUAAUAGGCGGAACUAAUGCAACUAAUGUAUUUGGAGAUAUUUCAUAUAUAGACCUUUCGUCAAAUAGUUGGAACAUGAUUAACAUCCCUCGGCAAGCCAUUGCUGGACAUUCAACAGCUGUGGUUGGCAAAUACCUUGUAACAUGUUUUGGUUUUGACAAUAAGUUUCAACUUCAAAAUGGUUGUAAUGUUUUUGAUACCAUCAAUAAUGUUUAUGUUAAUUCCCGAAUCUCCGGAAACCCUCCUACACCACGCUCUUACUCAUCCAUGGUCACCAACGAUAACGGUGAUAAAGUAGUAUACAUAUUUGGUGGUCUCGAUAAAUCUUCUCGAGGGUUUAAUGACCUUUACACUCUGAAUGCAACGAAUUUACCAAAUUUGACCUGGUCACCUGUGUCCUUAAGUGCAAAAUCGAAUCAGGGUCUAAUACCGUCACCUCGAGGUGCUCACAGCGCAGUGAUGCGGUCUG
Acaulospora morrowiae is the source of this 1000-nucleotide messenger RNA. The record is from the annotation of a GenBank genome assembly. Lineage: Eukaryota; Fungi; Glomeromycota; Glomeromycetes; Diversisporales; Acaulosporaceae.